Molecule: messenger RNA, 468 nt
Organism: Phytophthora infestans T30-4
Lineage: Eukaryota; Oomycota; Peronosporomycetes; Peronosporales; Peronosporaceae
Exons: 2
Coding region: 1-468 (155 amino acids)
Source: RefSeq, a predicted model, not a curated record
AUGGGUCUUCAUUCGGAGAUUUGCUCAGUCCGUAACAAGUUCCACUCAACGCUCAUGGCCUCAGUCGCGCCGCCUCGCCGGGCUAUGUCCGAGAGCUACAAACACACGUAUCUAGCCACUUUGAGUGAAGACACGGAGGAUCCGCUAAGCUCGCAGCCGCUGCCCAUUGGGCCGGUGGACGACCACCACCCGCUCGUAUUGGCUGUAGACCACGAUGGUGAGCCUUUACUGGCGCUACAACACCGCUCCAAGUCCGAGGGCUUCAUUUGCACGGCCCAGGGCAUCGUGUUUGAGGACAACAAGAGCGUAUAUAGCUCCAAGCUCAGUAGGCUCAAGGCGUUGGCCUCUAACUCGAACGCCCUGGGCACGCAGAGUAACGUGCUGUUGGCCAAGAAGGCGCUCCGGUAUCGUAAAGCGAUUGGGCGGCGCCGCAAGCACAACACAUGCUACUUGCACCCUCCUUCCUGA